Molecule: messenger RNA, 2197 nt
Organism: Gekko japonicus
Lineage: Eukaryota; Metazoa; Chordata; Lepidosauria; Squamata; Gekkonidae
Product: interleukin-6 receptor subunit beta-like
Exons: 14
Biological process (GO): cytokine-mediated signaling pathway
Cellular component (GO): external side of plasma membrane; signaling receptor complex
Molecular function (GO): cytokine receptor activity; cytokine binding
Source: RefSeq, a predicted model, not a curated record
CUGUGCGGAGCGGCGCCUGAGGCGAGGUGGUCGUUGUGGUUCGUGAGCCCCGAUGGUCGGGGGCCCUGCGGCCGCCUCAGGGCUAGCGAGGAACGUGGCGGCGAGCUGGGAGCAGCAUUUUGUCGAUUAGAAUUGUGUGAACCAAACAGUACUCAAGAUUUAUGACUGGAAGGAUGAAUCUGAACCACUAAUCUUUGGAAACAAUUUGAACCACAAAAUGCCCAUGGCAAAACUUGGCUUUGCCUAUAAACUUGUCUGGCCUCUGCUCCAAGGGAAGCAGCUGUGACUUGAUUCAAGAUGGUCACAAAAUGCAGUUGGUCAAUACAAGCUGUAUGGACUCUCCUGAAUAUUUACUCUUUUGCAGAUGGACUUGUGCAAUUGUGUGGCCAGAUCACCCCGGAGUCUCCAGUAGUACCAAUUGGCUCCGAUUUCACAGCAAUAUGCAUUCUCAAUGACAGUUGUCAGAACACGUAUGGCAGUGUUCAUGCUAGUCAGAUAAUCUGGAAGACUAAAAACAAGGUGGUUCCUAAGGAACAGUAUAGCAUAAUAAACCGCACAGCUUCUCAAGUAACGUUUAACGACACCUCUACAUUGGUUUCUCCUCUGACGUGUAACAUCUUAGUAGAAGGAAACAUUGAGCAGAAUAUCUAUGGAAUUCAUGUUCAGUUGGGCUUACCCCCAGAAAAGCCUAAGAAUUUGACUUGCUUAAUGAAUCAAAUAGAAAAGGACAAAUACAGUCUGCUGUGUACCUGGGAACCUGGAAGGAAUACUUUCCUGAACACCAAGUAUUCUUUAAAACAUCGAUGGGUCGAUGAGAUUUUUGAUGACUGCAUCCCCAGCGGCAUGAAUAGCACUUGCACCAUAGAAGAUGGUAUUUCAUUUUUCGUCACCACCGAAGUGUGGGUGGAAGCUGAGAAUGACCUUGGGAAAGCUGAAUCUGAACACAUUACUUUUGAUCCUUCAACAUGUGUGAAACUUCUUCCUCCACACAAGGUUUCAGUCAACAUCAGUGAACUUCCCACAGUCCUGAAACUCUCAUGGGAAAAUCGGUUUGAUACAGAUUUGGAUUUGGAAUAUAACAUUCGGUACAAAGUCAUUGAUAGUUUGGACUGGCUAGAGGUUCCUCCUGAAGACACGGCAACACGGAGAACUUCCUUCAUUCUUCAGGAUUUGAAGCCGCAUACCAAGUAUGUGUGUCAGCUGCGUUCUAAGGUUAAAAACUGGGCAGUUAUGAAGGAGAGUGGGAUGCUGAGUGACAACUGUCGAUCUCAUUGGAGUGACUGGAGUAAAGAAGCAGUUGGGGUCACAGCUGAAGAUAAACCUUCUAAGGGGCCAGCUUUGUGGAGAAAAAUCAUUGAUUCUCCUUCACCAGGAAACAGGACUGUGCUGCUGACUUGGAAGGAAUUGGAUCCUUCCGCUGCCAAUGGAAUAAUUUUGAGGUAUGAAGUAAAUGUUACAGCAAAGCCACCACUUUCUUUGCCACCUGAGUUCUUCAGUUUGAAUACCACCCAGCUGAGUCUUCAUCUACAGAAUAGGACAUAUGAAGUAAAGAUUACAGCGUAUAACAGCAUUAGCAGGUCUCCUGCAUCUGUUUUGGUUAUCCCAGCACCUAACUCAAAAGGCCUUCCUGCUGCUGUGAAAGAUGUUAAAGCGUUUCCUAAAGAUGGCAAGCUCUGGGUGGAGUGGACAGCUGCCAAUGACAAUGACGAUAAAUACAUAAUUGAGUGGUGUGAACAGUGUAACAGCUCGAGCUGCAGUUUUGAAUGGCAACAGGAACCUGGAACAGCACGAGGCUCAUUUUUAAGAGGAAAUAUAAAGCAAUUCAAAUGUUACUUGAUAACUGUGUAUCCAUUAAAUACCAAUGGUCCGGGAGUUGGAAAAUCAACGCAAGCUUACCUUCUGCAAGGUGAGCCUACAAAAGGUCCCAGUGCUCGACCAAAGAAAGUUAGAAAAAAUGAAGCCAUUUUAGAAUGGGAGCCACUUUCUGUGGCAGAACAGAAUGGAUUCAUCAGAUAUUACGCUAUAUAUUAUAAAAUGAAUAAUGGAAACGAAACUGUUAUUAACGUGGAUCCCUCCACAAGAGAAUAUGUACUAUCAUCCUUAACAAGUGACACUUCGUAUGUAGUACAGAUGGAAGCAGUCACAGAGAAGGGAAGAAAACGUGGUCCCACUGUCACAUUUACUACUCAGAAGUUUG